Molecule: messenger RNA, 9221 nt
Organism: Acanthopagrus latus (yellowfin seabream)
Lineage: Eukaryota; Metazoa; Chordata; Actinopteri; Spariformes; Sparidae
Gene: fgfr3
Product: fibroblast growth factor receptor 3
Exons: 18
Coding region: 948-3473 (841 amino acids)
Biological process (GO): fibroblast growth factor receptor signaling pathway; positive regulation of MAPK cascade; protein phosphorylation
Cellular component (GO): membrane; signaling receptor complex
Molecular function (GO): fibroblast growth factor binding; ATP binding; fibroblast growth factor receptor activity
Source: RefSeq, a predicted model, not a curated record
UUUAUGUUUCUGCAAAAUGUUAUUUCUGUUUACUGCAUGUUCCACUUUAAGCGUAUUCAACAUUAUUCAAACAAUUUAUUGAAAAAUAAAACCGUUUAUAAAACAGUAGCACACACAGAACAAUACAAAACAACACAAUUAAAGCUUAGUGAAGGACAUCGAACAACGAUUACACAAAUUAAUAUAUUUACAAGAUAGGAUGAAACUUAAAUACAUGAGGUGUGUGUGUAGCAUUCAAGCCUUUUCAGUGAAAGCAUUGCGUCACUGGUCCGUCGCCUGGUAUUUUAUUCUGAAGCUCCGGACCGGAAGUCGUCCUGCCCCCGCAGCCGCUCCGUCUUGACUCCAGCAGCGUGCAGCUCGUACUUCACAGGCAGCCGGCGGAGGAGAGACACCAGUCCGAGUUGGUUGAUCCGAGGCGACGAAACGCACCGAACUGGCAUCCAGAGGAGCGGACCGAGGAGUGACCCGCGUCCAGUCCGCCUCCUGCUCAUCCUCCUCCACACCGCGACAGGAUGAACGGGUUCUGGAGGUCUGGACUCUUUGGACCGCAGCAGCGCGCAGCGGUGAUCAGGAUUUAGUGGAGAGAAGUUGGUUUUUCGCAGCGGCGGUGCCCGAGACCGAAGACUCUCGCUGUCAAGUCGUGAGGGGGAUUUCUGACUUCUUCUUCUUCUUCUUCUUCUUCUUUUUUUUUUCUUUUCCGCUGUCGCCAAACUGCUCGCAGAGGCGCGAGGACGCGCAGGAUUCUAACGUAGUUUUGUGGGUUUCUGGGAAGUUUAAAGGAGAAUUACGGCUGUUUGUGCUUCUUCUGAAUGCCUGGAGAAAUCUGAAAGGCUGAUAUUUGCCAUCACAACGGGAUACUUUCAUAUUAGGUCGGCGUCGGGGAGUUGUUGGAUACUUUCUCGCGGCGACAGAGGCCGCCCUUCUGCUGGACAGCAUGCGAACGGAGGAUGUCGCGUGAGUCGGAGUCGGGCCUCGCUGCUCUGCGUCUCACCUCGUCGUCCAGAGGAAUGACGGCUCUGUGGUGCUCACUCUGGCUUUCCUUCCUCCUGCCUCUGUGCGUCGCUCCGGCCAGGCUGCCCACCGCUCAGCCCACAGACUCUGUGUCCAGCGAGACAGCCUUCCUGGAGGACUAUGUUCUAGGCAUGGGGGACACCCUGGAAAUGUCAUGUGACCUGGAGGACCACUCGGAGCCCGUCGUCUGGUUCAAAGACGGCGCCGGGCUGGUGCCUGGCAACCGGACGCGGCUGGGCCAGAGGAUGCUGCGCAUCAUCAACGUGUCGUACGAGGACUCGGGCGUCUACUCGUGCCGACUCGCCCACAGCAACACGCUGCUCAGCAACUACACCAUCCGGGUGACAGAUUCUCUGUCGUCCGGUGAUGAUGAAGAUUACGACGAAGAUCCAGAAGAUGCAGGUAAUGGAAAUGAAGCUCCGUAUUGGACCAGGCCUGACCGGAUGGACAAGAAGCUCUUGGCCGUUCCUGCCGCCAACACCGUCAAGUUCCGCUGUGCGGCGGCCGGGAACCCGACGCCGACCAUCCACUGGCUGAAGAACGGCAAAGAGUUCAAGGGGGAGCAGAGGAUGGGAGGCAUCAAGCUGAGACACCAGCAGUGGAGCCUGGUGAUGGAGAGCGCCGUGCCAUCCGACCGGGGGAACUACACCUGCGUGGUGCAGAACAAGUACGGCGCCAUCACCCACACCUACCAGCUGGAUGUGCUAGAGCGCUCCCCUCACAGGCCCAUCCUCCAGGCGGGCCUGCCGGCCAAUCAGACGGUGGUGGUCGGCAGCGACGUGGAGUUCCACUGUAAGGUGUACAGCGACGCCCAGCCACACAUCCAGUGGCUGAAGCACAUCGAGGUCAACGGCAGCCGCUACGGUCCCGACGGCGUUCCCUACGUCAACAUCCUGAAGAGUGUUGUCAGUAACCACACUGAGGCCCACAGUAAGUUGAAACUGUCCAACGUGACAGACAGAGAUGCCGGGAAGUAUUGGUGUCGCGCCUCCAACUUUGUAGGCAAGUCGGAAAACGCUUUCUGGCUUAAGGUGCACGAUCCAGCAGUGAGCCCAGAGAAGGAGGAUUACUACGCCGACAUCCUCAUCUACGUGACGGGCUGCGUGCUCUUCAUCCUCGCCGUGAUCAUCGUCGUGCUUUGCCGCAUGAGGAUGACGACGCAGAAGACGCUGCCGACGCCGCCCGUGCAGAAGCUGUCAAAGUUCCCCCUCAAGAGACAGGUAACAGUGUCCUUGGAUUCCAACUCCUCCAUGAACUCCAACACCCCGCUGGUCCGGAUCGCCCGCCUGUCCUCCAGCGACGGGCCGAUGCUCGCCAACGUCUCGGAGCUGGAGCUGCCCUCCGACCCCAAAUGGGAGUUUCCUCGAACACGGCUCACUCUGGGUAAACCUCUGGGCGAGGGCUGCUUCGGUCAGGUGGUGAUGGCCGAGGCCGUCGGCAUCGACAAGGAGAAGCCCAACAAGCCGCUCACUGUUGCUGUGAAAAUGCUGAAAGAUGACGCCACAGAUAAAGAUCUGUCGGACCUGGUGUCGGAGAUGGAGAUGAUGAAGAUGAUCGGAAAACACAAAAACAUAAUCAACCUGCUGGGAGCGUGCACGCAGGACGGUCCUCUGUACGUCCUGGUGGAGUACGCAUCCAAAGGCAACCUGAGGGAGUACCUGCGGGCACGUCGGCCGCCCGGCAUGGACUACUCCUUCGACACCUGUAAAAUCCCCGACGAGCAGCUCACCUUCAAAGACCUGGUGUCCUGCGCCUACCAGGUCGCCCGAGGCAUGGAGUACCUCGCCUCGCAGAAGUGCAUCCACAGAGACCUGGCAGCCAGAAACGUCCUUGUGACGGAGGACAACGUUAUGAAGAUCGCCGACUUCGGUCUCGCCAGAGACGUGCACAAUAUAGACUACUACAAAAAGACCACGAACGGUCGCCUGCCCGUGAAAUGGAUGGCUCCGGAGGCUCUGUUCGACCGGGUCUACACGCACCAGAGCGAUGUGUGGUCCUAUGGGGUGUUGCUGUGGGAGAUCUUCACCCUGGGAGGCUCGCCGUACCCGGGGAUCCCAGUCGAGGAACUGUUUAAGCUGCUGAAGGAGGGACAUCGGAUGGACAAACCUGCCAACUGCACACACGAGCUGUACAUGAUCAUGAGGGAGUGCUGGCACGCGGUGCCGUCGCAGAGACCGACCUUCAGACAGCUGGUAGAAGAUCACGACCGGGUUUUAUCGAUGACCUCCACCGAUGUAAGUCUCCACGCACAGCUGCUGCUCACCGAUAACACGGAAGCGCCGCGAAGAACGCAAAACGAGUACCUGGACCUGGCGGUGCCCUUCGAGCAGUACUCGCCCACCUGUCAGGACUCCAACAGCACCUGCUCCUCAGGAGACGACUCGGUUUUCGCCCACGACCCGCUGCCUGACGAGCCCUGUCUUCCCAAACAGCUCCCCAGUAACGGGGUGAUUAGGACAUAGAGUCUGAGCUGAGGAGGGGGGGUGUCGGACUUUAACCUCCCCCUCGCAGUUUUGUGACGAACACAAACACCUCUCAGUGACUUUAAGCUCCUCAAGAUAUGGAAAUGAAAAACUCUGCAUGCAAUACUUCCACAGUGCUUCAGCUCUUCGAUUCGUCUUAAACUCGAAAUCCUCCUCCUCCUCCUCCUGCUACCCAAGAGACUCUCGAAACAUUGAAGGAUUAUUUUUUUUGCCGUUGAACCAUGUUUGUGUUCGUCUUUUCAGAAAUUGAAAUUAUAUUUUUGUACUCGGGCCAGUCUUUUGUUACAGACAAUCUGUGGGGAUGAAACCAUUCCGUGCCUACUGGGAUAAAAAAAAAAAAAAAAAAAAACCUCCUGAGACUGAAAAGGACUUUUUUAAAAAAAAAGGAUGUAAGAGGAGGGAAUGAAGGGCAUUGGUCAGUGACUGGUUGGCGAUCCAGUAGGCGAGGACCUCAGAGUUUUUAUCCUCCUGUCUGCACGGAGCCCGCAGAUCGCGAUGAAACUUCACGAUCUUCAGAAACAAAAGAAAACACCCGUCAACAUACCAGCAAAGCCAGAAUCAACUCGAUGAUGGGACUUGUUCUUCCGUAGACUUUCGAUAACACGUCGCAGCUUGCAGAGAGGACAACACGAGCAUAUUAAAAGUGUUUCUCAUCGAUUUCUUACGCCCAUCGACACGUUUUAGCAUCCCGGGGGAAAAAACAAAAAAAAACAAAACAGUUUUGUGAUAAUCGUGGCACAAAAUCGAAGCAUCAGGGCCAUUCAGUAAUUAAUACACUUAAAGUUUGGAGGCUUUUCUUCUUUUUUUUAUUAUGUAUCUAGAAAAAUGAUUUAUUGUAAAUAUAUAAAUGCAAAUAUGUAUCAUAUUGCUGUCCACAGCCAUGUACUUAAAAGACAAAAAAAUUACCUUUUCUUAAAGUAUUGUUUUUAGGAUGGAAGCAAUCUAGAAGACACUGUCAUGAAAGUGUAAAUCAUUUAAUCAUUUAAAGUGAUACAGAAAAAAGGUUUAUUUGAAUAAUUAACGUGUAUAUUUGUAAAGAUAUUUAUAGACUUAACAUGUGGUUCUUAAGUUUGAAAGGUCUAGUUUAGGAUUUUAGUACUGUACGCAAAGAUUUUUAUUUCUUUUUUUUUGUUUUUUGUAACUUAUUUUACAAACAGAACUGCGACGUUAUUUUUCACAACUGGCAGACUCCUCUGGUUUAUGAUCCAUCUGUUUUUAUUUUGUUUGUUUACAGUUUUUAAGAAUUAAGAAUGUAUGACAGACGGGAAGAUGAUUUUUUUUUUUUUUUUUUUUUUUGAGAGCGAGUCGUGAACUGAAGGCUCCUGCAAGAAGGAAGCCGGAAGUUUUGCAACCGAGUUCAAAACCUGGUUUGAAAAGUUGACGUUUUUUGCAAUAUGAAAGCAACGAUUUGACUCUUGCUGGGCAAGAAAAAGGCGGCGCUUGGAUAAAUGUAUCAGAGAGGCCUUUUUAGUAGAACUGAAGUACUUAAAGACAAAUUGAACAUCAACAACAACAAAUAGCUGUGAAUCAUAAGAAUCCUUCAGAAAACCUCAGCAGCUCGUUAAAGGAUGAAUCCUCCUGCUGAUGACGUUUCACUGUUCAGUAAAAUCCAAUAUAGUGUUCUCUCCCAAAUCCCAGCCACGGCAUGUACGCUACUGUACUACAAAUCCCACAAUGCCGUGCUUCCCCUUUUACUCCUGACAUUUGCAAAUUAGUGUUUAUGCAAAACUGCAACUGUCUGCAGAGACGUUAGCGAUAGAUUGACUAAAUCAAAACGCAUCAGAUGUUAGAAUAGUCAACAUGAGCCAUUUCAGACAUGUGAGCAGUGAUACUACAUUUCCCAGAAUGCAAUGAAAGCUAUCAGGGGAGCAUGAACUUGUUGUGUUGAGAAAAAGGUGAAAACAUGCAACAGAACGUUUUUUAAAAGAGCAAAUUAACAAAAAAAAAAGGAAAGGAAAGUUGCAUUGCUUUACCCGAGAUUAUUCUGUGUUUUAACUGCAAUGCAUUUUGGGAUUUUGAGUCCAGAAAACAUUUCUGUUCUUUGGAUAAACUGGUACACUGGAUUUUCAUUCCCAUUCGAAAAACAACUUUAUUCUUAGUUGAAGAAAGUCAAUAAAACUACUUUGUCAGGUUCAGGAAACAUAGUGGAUGAGAAUAAAUAUGUUACUUCUAUACAAGUGUUCAUAGGUUGCAUACUACAACAUUAACAAAUUAAAAUAACUCUCUGUUGCCGUGUGUUUUCACACUGGAUACAAACAGCUGUCUCCCGAGUUUUUCACCUGACUUCCUCUUUUGCAGCUGUAAUAAUUACUGCUGCCACUAGAGGUCGCCACCGAACAACAGACAUAAAUAUGUCUCAGUGUCAGCAUCUAGUUCUAGCUCUUAAAAAAUGAAUUAAACAGUAUGUGAUCAUUAUCUGAACAGUGUCACAUCAUCUCUAGGUGGAUUUUGUCUUUGAAGGUCUCUCUGAAGGCUUCACACACUUAUAUUGUAAGAUAAAGGUCACAGGGUCGAUGCUAACAAGCUGCGUGCGGUGUUGUAGUGCCCUUGCGCAAGACACGCAGCACCAGUGUGCACACUUAAAGCCGUCAAUGUCCUUUCGUGCUGGAGUGUUACUAAAAACAAACAAACCUGCCCAGUCGCUUGAGAUUUCAUCGCUGCUCUAUAGUAUUAAUACUGAAAUGAAGGCACGCUGUGAGACUGACAGAUCACGCAGCGUUAUAUAAACAGUUUAUAUGUCGGUUUGUUAAAGGAGACUCUGAAGUCUGUGGUGGAUCCUUCCUCAAGCUUGGAAAAAGUGCCAAAUUAGUCUUAAAAGUCUAUUUCAUCGAGUUCACCAGAUCUCUGAACCAAAAACUGCACUGUCGAAUGUAGGCGGGCGGAGGGCACGCGCGCAGCGAAGGAUCAUGGGAUUGCCAAAACGGUUAUCUCCGUUUAUCCUUUCAUGCAGUCGUCUUCCUCCAGCCGACCCCCCCAAAAAAACGCAAGGGUUGAAAUGUUUACAGAGUCUGUUUUUAGCAAAGUCACAAAGAAAAAAGGGAAAGAGACAUUCAAGUGGCAUCGAAGGGUUCAGAAACACGAUUCACUCGCUGCUAAAUGGAAAAAAGGUGUUAACACUUUACUGUGCAAUGGCCUUAUUCCAGUGUGUGGACUGAGUUUGUGUAGAGAGAGAGAUGUGAUGUAUUUACCCAACAAGCUUGUGUCGGUACUUAAAUGAAAUCUCCCCACCCCCAAUAUUUAAAAGUACUUAAAAAGAUAAUUUGUGUUUAAUUCUGUUGCUACACUGGGAGGGUUUUGUGUUUUUCCAGCACCAAAUUAUUUACUCUGUCGUCGGUUUGUGCGCAGAAACAAGGUCUUUGUAAAGUGAAAGGUUAUUUCUGUUGUUAAGUGCAGUUUUUUGGCCCUGAAAUCUAUGAAGUGCCUGGAAUAAAUUUCGCGAAACAAAGAAAAAAAAAGGAGAUUAAUUGAAUGAUUUUGAUCAUGUUUUGAAUGUAUAAUUGCAACUAAAAAAAGGAAAUACAUACAAAUAAAGAAGAGCAGUUCUCACUAAAAGCAGGCUAUGUACAUUUUAGCCAGAUAUUAUUUUUGUUUUUGUUUAUCAAGUGAACAAGACGGACAAACAGGCACUUGUGUAGAGGUGGAUGGAUCUAAUGAAACGGAUGGUGUUUUGUUUUAUUUAUUCUUCCAUGCUGGGUAAAAGCUUUCCCUAUGGUGAGAGUAUUUUUAUUCAUAGCUAUCUGCUUUUCAGUGUUGUUUUUUUUUUUUUUUUUUCAUUAAAGAGCCAGAAGAUGAUGAUGAUGACGAUGAUGAUGUAGAGCAGUCAUUUUACUAGAUACUGAUGGCCCCCAUCAGGCUUUGCUCCUGGCUUAAUUUAUCCUUUAUUGUAUUUUAUUCGGAUGCCCUCCCUGCCCUGUUUCAUACUGACGGCCUCUGUCUGUUCAAUCACUUUUAAAGAGUAUGCUUUUGACAUCUGUCUUGUUUACGGCGACGAAAGUAAAGCAAUAUCUGUGAUGAGACUAAAAAUGUCCUGCUGAUCAGCGCAAGUCAGCAAUAGUGAAGUGACUCAUGGAAACAAUUUAGAUGCUUAAAAACUUUGUAAAGCCAGAUUGCUGCAAUUUGCGUGAAAGUAGGACUCAAUCUCUGAGUCACAGCAAAGUCAGAUCUGAGAAAAAAGACGUAAUGAACAUGUUUAUAUUUAAAUAAGAAAUCAGAGAAAAAUACAAUACAGAACUUGCCUUAGAAUUGUCACAAUUUUAAGUUUUUUCAGAAUCAAAGAAAUACCAAAAUAUUUUUUGGGGACAUUCUUUGGUACAUUGCAAACAGGAAGUACAAAGAGCUAAUUCGGCAUGCUUUUAAUUGCGCUAAUGCUAAGGCAUGUUGACAUAGCAACUGUUUUAUUCUAACAGACAAGCUAUCAAUUAGGCUGCUCUGAUUAGCUUAGCUUAGCCCAUGUAGCAAUACCAGACAACUAGUGAGCUGUCAUUUUAUAAGUUUCACUCACUCACAAAGUGGAAGCUGGCAGGUUAAGCUAACUACCUCCCACCCAGAAAGAGGAAGCUAAUUAGCCUAGCUACCUAGCAUUGGCAGGAUUCCCACUCAAACUGAAGAUAAAAUGUGGUAUUUCUUAUGAUGUUCCCUCUGAAAUAUGUCGCUGCCUAAACUAAAUACAAAAAAAAUAAUAAAUCUUGACUUUUGUGAGGAGUUUUAGUGUGCCGUAAAUAAUUUAAUUUAAAUGUUUUUCCAUCAAAUCUUUUGUGCAAACACUGAAUAAUAAUCUGAAACAGUGUUUGUGUCUGCAAUAUAUCACCGGCUCUGAUGGAAAAAAGUGUCUGUAUUGGCCUCGAGACAGAUGUGCGUUGCUCAACAGACAGAUGUUAAAAACAACACAUUCCUCACAGUGUUUUUCUUUUGCUGUGAAUGAUAAACAGCCGCGGCCUCGGCAGGGAGGGACUCUUACUGUAUGUACAGUCACACAUCGGCCUUUAACCACCUGUCGUCUCCACUCUGACUGACUUAUUUAUUCUCUUUUUAUGUGCAACAUAAAGACAAAAAUCAGGAUUGAAGAUCACAACACAAAACAACCCACAUAUCUUUGUUUAUUUCAGGUUGGAGUGGUUAGUUUUCACACAGCUUUCAUUUUCCUCCUGCAGCUCUAACCUGACGACAUUAGUCCAGAUUAAUUUAUAGUUUGAAAUGUGCUUUUUUUUUUUGUUUGCGCUGAUGUACACGAGUAGAGUUUUAUGUAGCCGUGUGAGCUAUUUUGUACCGAAUAUUAGAGAAGAAACGACCUUUCAUACACAGUUUAUUCUCUCCUCCGUUACGUUUUGCAUUCCACGUCAGGUUUUUCUACAACAAUAGAGACAAAAAUCAUGUUUUUGUCGUUUGUUUUCAACCCCACAUAAUUUAUUUCUCCCCCUCCCUCUGUGCUCAUGUGUCUAACAUAGAAAAAAAAGGUGGAACUAACCAUUUUGGCAUUAUGUGAUUUAUUUCAUUUUAUUUUUUUUUUUUUAAUUCAUAGCUUGUUUGUUGCGAUGUACCUGUUUUGAUCAUGAUGAAUCCUCUGUAACAUUCCACCACAACAUCCCCUCCGGGCAAACAUCUCCCACUGGGGGGAGAAAAAAAAACAACAAUUUCACAACUCUCUCUCUCUCUCUCUCUGUCUCUGUCUCUGUCUCUGUCUCUCUCUCUCUCUGUCUCUCUCUCUCUCUCUCUCUCUCUCUCUCUGUC